AUGUCCAUCCCCUUGCAGCUGAGGGCCUCCUCGGCGGGUAACGGCGGCCGCCUGCACCGCCUCCUCUGCCGCUGGUACAACACGGCGGAAGAGCUUGCCGAGUGCUUUCAGUGGGACACUCUCAUCCUUGCUACCGCGCGUUGUGUCUGGUGGCCGUGGUGGCGCAAGGAGCCUGUGUCGCGCGAGCAAUUUGGAACUCUCGGCGAUGGGACGCACGAGAAAUUUACGAGAAACUUUGCCAUUAAGUAG
Messenger RNA from Emiliania huxleyi CCMP1516, 249 nucleotides. RefSeq lists its product as hypothetical. Lineage: Eukaryota; Haptophyta; Isochrysidales; Noelaerhabdaceae. The record is from RefSeq and is a predicted model, not a curated record. The transcript is spliced from 2 exons. The coding region runs from base 1 to 249 and encodes 82 amino acids.